AUGGCCAACAACAUCCAUGCUGCCACGGUUACUGCGGGUUCUACGUCUGCUGGUGCCGAGCGCGAUUUUUCGCAGCUCUCACUGACCGAGCUGGGACAGGAGAAGCAGCGUAUUGAGCAGGAGUUAAAAGAAAACAGCGCCGUUCUCAGCUCGUACGCUGUGAGUAUGACCUCUACUCUAACGACCUUCGAUGGCUUUCCACGCAGCGAUAUUGACGUUCCGCAAGUUCGAAUGGCGCGCGUGCGCAUUAUCCACCUUCGAAAUGACCACAAGGAGGUUAUGAAGUAUAUGGAGCAGGGUGUCCAUGCGCACUUUGCCCAGCUACGUAACAGCACCGGUAACAACACUGGUGCCACCGCGACGACCAAUGGUACCAGUGUAUCUUCCUCUGCACCCACCGCGAACCCAGACAACAUCAAUCCCCGUACCAGAGCCUUUGGAGCACCAUUCGCCAAGAUCAAUGCUGUUGAACCAGGUAGUCCAGCUUACCAAGCGGGUCUGAAGGUUGGAGACUUGAUUCUAGGCUUUGGGAGCAUACAUUGGCUGAACCCUGGGCUUCUGUCAAAGAUUGCCGAGACUGUGCAAGAGAACGAAGGGCGUCCAAUUUUAGUCAAAGUGUCGCGCAAGGAGGAGAGUGGGUCCGGUACUAUAGAAUUGCAAUUGCAGCUUACACCUCGGCGCAAUUGGGGUGGUCGGGGCAUGCUAGGCUGUCUUCUAGUUCCAUUGUAA
Molecule: messenger RNA, 729 nt
Organism: Penicillium taxi
Lineage: Eukaryota; Fungi; Ascomycota; Eurotiomycetes; Eurotiales; Aspergillaceae
Product: putative 26S proteasome non-ATPase regulatory subunit Nas2
Exons: 4
Coding region: 1-729 (242 amino acids)
Biological process (GO): proteasome regulatory particle assembly
Cellular component (GO): cytoplasm; nucleus
Molecular function (GO): protein binding
Source: RefSeq, a predicted model, not a curated record